Molecule: messenger RNA, 581 nt
Organism: Owenia fusiformis
Lineage: Eukaryota; Metazoa; Annelida; Polychaeta; Sabellida; Oweniidae
Source: the annotation of a GenBank genome assembly
UUCGCAAAGACUGGAGAUCCCAACGAGCCAGAAAACCCAAUUUUGUCAACAUAUUGGUCGGCAUCUACCAGCGAGUCCAGUCAUUACAUAGAAUUUGGAGACACCAUCCAAGCCAAAGAUGGCUCUAUUAAACGAGAACGUUCAAAAUUCUGGAAUGAUUAUAUUGGUAAACUGCUGACCAAUGCACAAUGUUCUCUCAAUUCAGUUGAGAAUGGAGACAAGGAAGAGGAAUGUGUGAAACCUGGUACAACUAAUGUUGGAAUUGCAGUUGAAGCUGCAAAGGCUUUGGUACUAGGAAUGGCGUUCCUUGGUACAUUUUGGUACUAGGAAUGGUGUUCCUUGGUACAUUUUGGUACUAGGAAUGGCAUUCCUUGGUACAUUUUGGUACUAGGAAUGGCUUUCCUUGGUACAUUUUGGUACUAGGAAUGGCGUUCCUUGGUACAUUUUGGUACUAGGAAUGGCUUUCCUUGGUACAUUUUGGUACUAGGAAUGGCUUUCCUUGGUACAUUGUGGCACUAGGAAUGGCUUUCCUUGGUACAUUUUGGUACUAGGAAUGGCGUUCCUUGGUACAUUUUGGUACU